CAUAGUUCCGUGUUUUCUCCGUCUCUGUUCAAGAUACUCUAUAACAGCAUUACAUCCACCUACCUAGCCAUGUUCAUCCAGCUGCACUGCCCUAGGCAUAGGUUCAUGUCUACGUAAUCCCAACAGUUAGCACCCAUCAGUUUCAUCCGUCCUUACUCUGGCCCUGGCCCUGUCCGGCAACCGGCACCUCGGACUUACAAUGUCUUCCCAAGGAACCCAAAAGCUUUCUUCCUCUCCUUUGUGUCUUCCAUUGCUCAAGUUCUCAUAUGCUACUGUCUCUAGCGAGAGCAUUGCUCCCAUUCCGUGGAUCCAUCUUUCUAGCAAAAAUAGCCUCUUUGCCGUCUUCGAAACAAGCCCUGUGCAACUGGAGAAUGGGUGUGUGGAGGAGAGACAAAAGUUCAAAGUCUUACGUGACCCCGAAGUAAUGGAAGAAUUGGACCUCAAUGCUUUGUCGGCCGGCGCCCAUCGUGCAAUGGCUCAAGCACCGAACAUCAUGUCUCCUCAAAUCCCCGAAGUGACUGUGAUUGUCAAAGUCCCAAUGAUUGCUAUGAAAUAUCCCAUGCCCAAUGGACAGGUGACAGAAACCAGACCCAAAGCAUUCCCUGCUUACAGUGUUUUAGAUACGACGUUUUCAAAUCCGCUUUGCCACGAAUGAGGAUUACUACGAGGCCAUGAAGAUGCUGUCUCGUGCCGACGUACCUACGGUCGAAGCGGGCUCGUUUCCAGCCCAAAAAUCACAGGCAGGUGCCCGGCCUCUCCCAAGGAAUCUUGUCACUCCAAGCGACUCUGCCUCCCAGAUUGGUUUGCCGGCUGAACCCACGACCCUGUAUAUGAAUCAGAAGCCAGAUCAUGCAGCCAUGUGCCCGCCGAGAUAUUCCACGGCCGGAUCUGCUCCUCAGCCAGCACCGAUCGCCCGUCCAACGAUGGCGCCCCCAAAUUACUUUCCGGCCACAACAGAUAUCAAUCAGCGUCAUCCACAGCUGCCACCGUCCGUUGCGGGGCCGUGGCCUGAUAAGCAGAUUCCUGGCAACCAGAUUUCGGCAUCACGAUCCAAUAUUUCACUAAGUACAGCGACAACUCUUGUCUGCGCCGUCAAUCGACCUGGGCCUCGCGCUCCGCCCGCUCACGCCAAUAACAUGGCCGACGCGGCAGACACGGUGGAGUCACGGGUAGCCGACCUUCCCAUAAAUGUGACAGGAGCUAAGCCUCCACAAGCAGACAACGCCCAUCUUAUGGACCACCAAGGGGAACUGGGUCUUCCCCCAAAAAGAGAGCUACCAUUUCGUCGAACAGAACCCGCCAAGACAGAAAAGCAACGUUCCGACAAUAAGCAACAACCACAAAGAGACGACCAACCACGGGAAUUAGACGCCGAUGACUCUAGGUCAGUGGCCACUACGGCGGUUACAGGGAAGCGGAAACGAGCCGCCACGCGAAAGACAUCCAAGCCGUCGACCGCCAAGAAGCCUCGAACGACAACGACACGGAAGAAGACGGGCAAAGCCAAGGACGAUACACCUCCUGUUCCCAGUGUUGAGGAGCUUCUCCAAAAGCAAGACUCCCCUUUACAACGACGUAACGAUCAGCUGAGACGCAUCCAACCUCCAGCUCAGAAGUCUCAGACGCGGCUCAUUCGAGUUUCCCCAUCGGCGGAAAUCCCCGAAUCCGAUGCAUGCUCGUUGAGAAGUCAAACGGGCAAAUGCGGCAUUAGAAGUCCAUCUCUCGGAGGGGAUGGUAAUGUGACCAAACGCAUAACGAGGUCGACGUCAAAGUGUCUUGGUACUGCUUUUUUGGAACUCGGGACGCACGGAGAAAAAGACAUACAUGAAGUCCAGAAGCCGGGAUGUUUGCCAUGCACGCCUGCCGACCAAAUCGUUGUCCCAUUGACUCCAAAUUCACCGCUAGGCGGAGCUGCUGUCUCCAAGAAAUUGAACCCAUUGGCACCACCACCGCCGCCGGCACCGUUGCGCCGUAGCGGGCCAACGACCAGAUCUGCCAAGAGCCAUAAACCAAAGACCUCGGAGCAAGCUGACUCCGCCGAGUCAGAAGGGAUGGAGCCCAAAGGAAAUCGCGAAUCCGGCCGAAGCCAAACAAAUAACUCCUUUACCUGCGCCGACCUAGUGGCGCCACCUUCAGGCUCGUCGGCAUCAGCAGUAGCAGCAGUAGUGACACCCUCAGAAAGGGCUCUCCCUGCUGUGCAAAAAGAGCCCACGGCUGCCAGUGAUGUACAGGAACAAUCGGCACCGGCACCUCACAAGAACUUGAACCACGCCCAAGCUCUGGCAGCCUAUCUCGAAACAGAUCCCGAUCCCGGCAACGAAAAGCUACAGGCGUGGUCUGCCAUGCCACCAGCCACGGGUAUCCCGUUGUUAAGAUCGUACUUUUGCAACCUCAUCAUGGACCCCAACUUCUCUGCUCUUUGCAAAACUCUGGGCUCCUUCUGGGAGAGGGAAAUCCUGGAGCGACGAAUUGGCCAAAUGUCUGGAGUGGGCGACGAUAUCAUGAUGUCGGCGUCGCGAGAUCGAGAUCGGGAGGCGGAGUAGAUUGUUCUGAAUAGGUCCAGUCCAUUCAGAGUAGGACCCAUGCGAGAGAAGGGGAGUAGAAAAGGAGGUAGUUAUUUUUCCUUGAUGUGUCGAGGCAGAUGCGGCGCCAAAGUGGGACCCACUCCCUCCUCGGUUGAGCAAGACAUUACACUGGACGUGGCACGGUAUGAGUUAGAUAGUAUGUAUCUCUUAAACGCAAGUUCGCGUGUCGGUAACGACGGGGUUCAAGUUGCGGCCAUCCAUAAUGUCAUGUGCUGGGCGAGCGGUAAGGCACCUAGGUAUUGUAGGAAGACGGCGAGCAACCCAUCGCAACAUCAACCAGACUUCAUGCCAUUGUUUGUCUCUUUAGGAAAAGAAAGAAUGGGGCGUGUUAUGUUUCUCUGCAAUACACUUCGAUUUCAACAAUACA
Exophiala dermatitidis NIH/UT8656 is the source of this 2952-nucleotide messenger RNA. RefSeq lists its product as uncharacterized. NCBI's taxonomy places the organism in Eukaryota, Fungi, Ascomycota, Eurotiomycetes, Chaetothyriales, Herpotrichiellaceae. The coding region runs from base 672 to 2543 and encodes 623 amino acids. The record is from RefSeq and is a predicted model, not a curated record. The transcript is spliced from 2 exons.